CCUCGGACGAGCAAGUACUGUGGAUAGAGUAGUGAGAGAUUUCGAAUAUUUCGUUGUGAACUGAAGUGUUGGGUUUGCAGUGUUUACUUUUGGAUUGAAAACCAAAGAUCGAUCAAGCAUGACAUCAAUAAUUAUGAAAGAAGAUGUGAUGCAACCGAAAACACUGCAAGAAGCUAUCAAUAUCAUCAAAUUCCUACAAACAACGCAUAAGGAAGAAGUUUCUAAACUCAAAGAAUCAUACACUAAACAAGCAGCUAUAAUCAAGAAACUAGAAGCCAACAGAAAGAAAGAAUUAGAAUUUUUAUCCAAUGAACUUCAAAACUAUGAAAUCAGUUUAGCCCUAAGAACAGAUACAGUAAAAAAACAACUUGCAGAGAAAGAUGAAAUCAUACAAAAGCAGUUGGAAGAAAUUGAAGAGCUGAACAAGAAAUUGAAAGAACGACAAUGCAUAAUCCCAGAAAUUGUAGUAGAAUCAAAUUCUGACUCCGGAGUCGCUAUGGAAAACGAUGAGAGUGGGAGCAAAGUAGGAGAAAUUCAGAAGACAGAAAUCAAAGCUACAAGAAAAUGCAGUAGAAAGUUUUCAGACCAUAUAAGUUUUCUACGAAGAGUUGAUUUCUCACCUAUAAAAUAUAAACCAAGCAAUCGAGAUGCUGCUAAAAAGAAGGAUGAAAAGAAAAACACUUUAGAAGUUCCAGUUACGAUGAAGAGGAUCCUGACUCGUCAAUUCAGCAAUGAAAGACCGAUGAGUGAUGAUGAUAGAGUAAUGGAAGAAGCUACGUUCUCUGAUAGUAAUUUAGAACCUAUUAUUGUUAGACCAAAGAAAUUGAACGGUAGCAUGAACAAUCACUUUUCGGAUGACGGCAGUGACGACACCAGUGAAGAAAUAUUCGACAGAGUUAUGACAAGAAGUAGCAUUAGAAGAUCAGUUAAAGCGAAUCCGAAAUACAAGAAGAUAAAUAGAAGUAAGUCCAAAUUAUUGGAUCAAGUCAAAGUGAACAUCGUUAAUUAGGCUGUGAGUUACUCAAAAUGUACCGUUAUUUAAUGAAAAUCAUAAAUAAACAUUACU
Ostrinia nubilalis (European corn borer) is the source of this 1066-nucleotide messenger RNA. RefSeq lists its product as uncharacterized. Lineage: Eukaryota; Metazoa; Arthropoda; Insecta; Lepidoptera; Crambidae. The record is from RefSeq and is a predicted model, not a curated record. The transcript has 2 exons. The coding region runs from base 119 to 1009 and encodes 296 amino acids.